AUGCCGUCGUCUCCAUCCCGUGGCUCUGGCCUGCUCUUCUUCCUUGCCAUGGUGGCCAGCCUCUUCACCGUCGUGCUAUCCGCGGACAGCGAGUGGACCUGGUUCGACUGCCAAUCGUCGUCGACGGCGGCCUCUUCUUCCACCAACAGCACGUUCUGGUCCAACGUCGUCGCGCUCCCGGACGCGCUCCCGUCGGCCGCGGCACCCACGGGCUUCGCCUCCCUGUCCCGUGGCAACGGCACUGACCGCGCCUUUGUCGGCGGAAUCUGCCGCGGCGACUCCACGCCAGCUCAGUGCGCCACGUACCUCCAAAACGCCGCGCUCGGCAUCAGGAGCCGCUGCAACACCACCCGCCGCGCAGCCAUCUGGUACGACGACGGCUCCACGGUGACAUAUCCGGCGCCGAUGUUCUGCUUCGUCAGCUACGCCGACAUGAACGCAUCCACGGCCUACGAGGACACGUACCGGCAGGAGAUGCACAACAACUUUGUGGUCUCCAACACGGCUGUCUUGGAGACAGCUUACAGCACGCUCAUGAGUAGCCUCUCCGGGCGCGUCGUCAACGGCUCCACCACGCCAUCGCCAGCACCGAUGUUCGCAACAGGGGCAGCAGUGUACGAUGCCACUGCGCCCAACGGCACCAUGUAUGGGCUCCUGCAGUGCAUGAGGGAUCGGACGGCGGCGGAGUGCGCCAAGUGCUUGAAUGACUCAGUGCAGCAGCUGCCGUCGUGCUGCCGUGGUCACAGGGGCGGGAUUGUGAUCGGCUACAACUGCUACCUGCGCAUGGAGGUCUACCCCUACUAUGAUCUGGCCCUCGAUGGGCCACCGCUUCUAGCUCCAGCUCCAGCUCCCUCGACCUUCGCUGGAGUAGGUCGGCCAGGAAAAAAGACGUUCGGCACGACUCUCCCGGUCGCGCUCGCUGUUGGAACGGUGCUUGCUGCAGUCGUCGUCGUUGGUAUCUUCCUGUACAGACGAAAUAAGGCCAAGCAGAAGCAAAAUCCACAAGACAACAAUAGUAGCAAAGAAGAGGACACUGAAUAUUUUGUGUCCGUGCAACUUAAUCUAGUUGUGAUAAGAGCUGCAACAAACAAUUUCUCAGAUGAAAACAAACUUGGAGAGGGAGGUUUUGGAGAAGUGUUAAGAUGCGCGUUUUCUUCAGGUUCUCCAGAUGCACGGGGACUUCUCUACCUUCACGUGGAGUCCCGCCUGAAGGUCAUCCACAGAGAUCUGAAGCCGAGCAAUGUGUUGCUCGAUGCGGAUAUGAACCCUAAAAUUUCAGACUUCGGCAUCGCCAGAGCUUUCCAAGGAGACCAAUCUAGGGAUAUAACAAGACGACCUGUCGGAACCCUCGGGUACAUGUCCCCGGAGUAUGCCUACUGGGGGCCAAGCUUCGGUGUUAUAGUCCUGGAGAUGGUGACCGGGCGAAGGAACAACUGUGCAUACGACUCUGAAAUAGACUCCGUGUCUGUGCUGAGCCAUGUCUGGGAGAAGUGGAGAACAGGUUCGACAGCAGAUGUGGUUGACCCAUUGAUGUCCGAAUGGGGUUAUUCAGAAAGCGAGGUCCUCAACUGCAUUGAGAUCGGGCUUUUAUGCGUCCAAGAGAACCCGGCCGAUCGGCCGGACGCCUCUGCUGUGGUGCUUAUGCUCAGCAGUCCGACCUCCACUUCCGAUGACAGGCAAACCCCGUCUAGGCCAGCCUUCGCCUUCAGCUCCGGCUUCACUGCUGCUGCCUCAGGUGGCCCAACAGCCGGUUCUUGGAGUUCUGACAGUGUGCUGAUUGGCGAUCAGCAGCGCUCAACGGCUGCGGUUUCAGAGAACGAGAUGUCCAUCUCAGAGCUUCAGCCGAGGUAG
Messenger RNA from Miscanthus lutarioriparius, 1851 nucleotides. Lineage: Eukaryota; Viridiplantae; Streptophyta; Magnoliopsida; Poales; Poaceae. The record is from the annotation of a GenBank genome assembly.